AUGGAUCCACCAGGUCCAUCCACCAGUAAUCAAGAUCCUCGCUAUGAUUUUAUAGGUUCAUACGUUGUAAAAUCUCUAAAGUUGAAACCUGAAAAAUGGAUGCGAGUACUAAGCGUUGAAGAACACAGAUCGACACUCAAAGAUUUUAUAGACAAACCAUAUCCAAUUUUGCUUGUAGUUGUUUUAACUCACGCGGCCCAAUUGGUCCCCGUUAUAUCAUUUCCAUGUUAUUUGAAGAACAAAGCUGUUUUCUUCGUUAAAAAGCGACCUGAUGUGGUCCCUAAAGAAAAAUGCGCUGAAAUGGUUAUUUUUGGAGACCUAGCUCCAAGGUUGAUAGAUGAAUUGGCUGCAUUAGUAGAUGAAGUAUUUGUGCCCCUACUUUCAAACCCUCUUAACCACGAAGGUUGGCCACUUGUUGUUUCUCAAGAUAUUCUUAAGCAAAUACAUAAUCUUAAAAGCACUGUAUACGAGGUGAAAGGCAAAGUUAACGGACAAACUGUUCUACCAAUGCCGGUGGGAGUUGAAUUAGUUUACGAGGCUGAAAAGGGAUUGUUGCGAGGAGAGGAAGUCGAUUUGUAUUUAAAGAGUGCUAUAGAAGGAGUUGUCAUUAAGUGGGCACAACAGAUUAAUGAUGUGAUGAUGGAAGACUCGGCUCUUGCUUUUGAAAAUGGACAGAAUCCCUUGCCUUGUGUCGAACUAGCAUUUUGGAAGUCCCGAUUGAGCAAUCUGAACUACAUUUACGAUCAACUGCGCACUGACAGAGUGCGAUGUAUGGCAGUCAUACUUGAAAAAACAACUUCUGCUUAUUAUCCUUGCUUCAGUCGACUUUUUAAGAAUAUUGUUUCAGCUCUAGCUGAAGCUCGUGAAAUCGAUUUGUAUCUCAGGACUCUAGAAAAGCAUUUUCAAGCUUUAGAAGAUACCGACUUUACUGAAUGCCAGCCUCUUUUCCGACCGUUAUUUCACGUUAUUUGUAUGGUUUGGAGAGAUUCAAAAUACUACUGCAGCUCUUCUAAGCUCAUGGUUUUAAUCAAGCAAAUUUGUAAUUUACUAAUAUAUCAGGCGAAAAAAUGUUUAGACCCAAGCACACUGUUUCACAGUGAUAUAGAUGAGGCUCGACUACGUAUUCAGCUUACGAUUGAUAUUUUGAAAAACUUUCGAAAUACUUUUGAAUAUUUCAAGGAAAGAUUACCACAGUAUUUUGUUGACAGAACAGUUAUUCCUUGGACAUUUCAUCCAAACGUAGUUUUUGAGAGGAUGAACAAGUUUCUGGAUAGAUUGAAUACCAUACAAUGGUUUUUUAAAACGGUGCUAGAAUUUCAAAAACUAGAGAAAAUAGAAAUUGGUGGUAUGAAGGGACGUGUACUCGGGGGACAAAUAAGAGACAUAUCGGCUGAAUUCGAUGGAUAUUUUCACAGUUUUGCUUCGAAAUCAUAUGACGUUCUGGAUCCUGAUGACGAAACUUUCAAUGAUGAUUUUAAAGCCUUCCAGGAAAACAUUAUCGAUUUAGACUUCAAAUUAUCCACAGUCUUAGUAGAAUCAUUCGAUAAUUGUUCAACAUUGGAAGGCAUAUUCAAGCUAAUCGAUAUUGUAGGAUCAGUUCUAGAUCGACCGCUUAUUAAAAAUGAAUUCACAGCAAAAUAUGUUGAAAUCAUUGUUAUGCUUGAAGAGGAAAUUAUUACUUGCGAAGAGCUCUUUAAAGAGCAGGUCCAUCGUCUCCAUAAGUAUGGUCAUAUGGAAAUAGAUGCAUUCUUUCCACCUAUAGCUGGAGGACUUCUUUAUAUGACAACCCUCGCGGCGAGAAUUACUAAGCCAGUUUCAUGUUUUAGAAAUUUGCAACACCCGAUAAAGGAGUGUGAAGAAGCAAAAAAAAUAUUUAUACGAUACGAACAACUUAUCAAUGAUAUUAACGAAUUCAAAAGAAAAUACUUCGAUGACUGGGCCGUCGAUUUACCAAAGAUUAUCGAGACAAAAUCACUUAACACAAUAUUAGGUCGCCAAGGAUCUGACUUAGUGCUAAAUUUUAGCCCUACACUUCUCGAACUAAUGAAAGAGGUCCAUCAUCUAAGAAGUAAUCCAGAAUUUCAAAAAGAUUUACCACCUGAAAGCUUAGAAUUAUAUGGAAAACAAGAAAUAUACAGGCAGUAUAGAAUAAAUCUUAAUAAUACAAUCGAUUGGUAUAAUCAAAUACGAAAAAAUAGUCAGAAAGUGGAAUUUGAUUUGGUAGAAGAUGAAAUAAAAGCCAUUGAUCAAAGAAUUGAAAUGGCACAAAAUGAGCUAAACUGGAAUUCUAAAGAUCUGUGGAGCUACUUAGAGGAACUCAAUAGGUUGGUCGGUAAUUUAUUUACACGAAUGUCUAAGAUACAAGAUAAUUUAAAGGAAAUGAGAAGCAUUAUGACCACUUGGGCAACUCAACCACUUUUUGAAAGAAAAGAGGGGAAAAAGGAUACACUGUUGAAUCUAGACGAAUGGCAAGAACGCACGAAUAAACGCUACGGCGAAAUUAAUGAAACUGCUGAUCGUAUAAAUGUUUUAUUGCAUGAAAAUAUGGAAUUGUUUAAUAUGCAGGACAAUCAGGAGAGUGAAAUAUGGUUAUCAUAUGUUGCAUUUAUAGAUGGGCUUAUUGAAGAAACUUUGUUCAAAUCAAUUGCUUGCAGUUUGGGCUAUAUAUCUGAACACAUGAAUCCUAAAAAUAAACUAGCCCCACUAUUUGAGGCGCAAUUAGAACUUUUGGAACCAGACAUGGUUUUCUGUCCAAGCCUCGAUCCUAACGAAGAGAAAGGAUUCACAGCUAUGAUAAACAACCUAAUUGGGGACGUAUUGAAAAUGUCGUCGUUGAUAACAAGAAUAGAUCCAAAGAAGGAGGAUUCUUAUGAAAUGGAAAUUAUUACUCAUGAUGAUAUCGUCGAAAUGAAGGAUGACAUUUUAAACGGAAUCGAAAGAGUUAUAGAAGAAGCAAGUGACUUUUGCAAGACUUUCGAAAAUUAUUCUUACUUAUGGCUAGAAGAACGAGAUGCUAUAAUGGAGAUAUUUUUGACUUAUGGUAGAAUUUUAACACCUGAUGAAAUUGAUCGUAUCGGAUCUGACGAUAAAGAUGUGAUACCACCUGUGCCGUGUGCGCCGAAAAUGGAAGCCUUCAGAGAACAAAUAGAUCAUUAUGAAAAUUUAUUCUUAGAUAUAGAAGACAUGGAUUCUUAUAAAGUAUUUAAUUCGUGGUUUCAGGUCGACAUAAGGCCAUUUCGACAAGCUCUCCUUAACACAGUUCGUAAAUGGGGAAAUAUGUACAAGGAACACUUGGUCGAAAAUGUUACUUCUAGUUUAAGUGAUUUGGGAAAUUUCAUUCGUAAAGCUGAUGAAGGUUUACUUCAACCUGUACCUGAGGGCAAUUACGAGGCUUUGGUGUCAGUUAUGGCGUACUUGAUGCAUGUAAAAGAUCGCGCGCUGACCACUGACGAUAUGUUCCAACCUCUAACGGAAACGAUCGAAUUGCUCAAGUUUUAUGAUAUGGAUAUACCCGAAGAAGUCAACGUGCUUUUACAAGAAUUACCUGAACAAUGGCAAGCAACAAAAAAAUUGGCCAUCACCGUCAAACAACAAGUAGCUCCACUACAAGCGGCUGAAGUAGCUGGUAUUAGGAAGAAAAUCACGACAUUCGACUCGCAUGUCACUUAUUAUAGAGAAGUUUUCAAAAAAUAUGAUUUUUUUAAAUAUGAAUGCGAUGACCCAUACUUGGUGAUGUCGCGUGUGGAUAAAGAGAUGCUGCAUUUGGAAGAAGAGAUGAGAAGUAUACAAGAAUCUGGUUCACUUUUCGAAGUGAACGUACCAGAGUUUAAAUUACUCAAGCAGUGCAGGAAAGAAUUGAGAAUGCUCAAGCAACUGUGGGAUUACGUUUAUAUUGUAAGAACGAGCAUUGAAGACUGGAAGACGACUCCGUGGCGUAAAAUUGACGUUGAAAACAUGGAUAUAGAAUGCAAGAAAUUUGCUAAAGAAAUAAGGUUGUUGGAUAAAGAGAUGCGAAGUUGGGAUACAUAUAUUAAUUUAGAAGCUACAGUGAAAAAUAUGUUGACGUCUCUAAGGGCUGUAGCGGAAUUACAGAAUCCCGCUAUUAGAGAACGACAUUGGGACCAACUUAUGAGGACCACAAAGAGCUUAGCUGCAUUGCCACCUGAACUCACCGUACGAAUUGUCAUGGACACAAACACAACGUUAGCGGACUUGUUGGCUCUAAACCUUCAUGAAUUUGAAGAAGAAGUUAAAAAUAUCGUGGAUAAAGCUGUGAAGGAGAUGUCAAUGGAGAAAAUUUUAAAAGAUUUGCAUACUACCUGGAGUGGGAUGGAGUUUGAGCAAGAAAUGCAUACAAGGACGGGUUGUGUGCUGUUAAGAGCAAGUGAAGAACUUAUAGAGACACUUGAAGAAAAUCAGGUACAACUGCAAAAUCUAAUAACUUCCAAAUUCAUCGCGCAUUUCUUAGAAGAAGUAUCGAGCUGGCAACAAAAACUAUCAGUUGCUGAUCAAGUGAUUACAGUUUGGUUUGAAGUGCAAAGGACUUGGACGCAUUUGGAGAGUAUAUUUAUGAGUUCUGAAGACAUCCGAAAGCAACUGCCGGACGAUUCAGCGCGAUUUGAUAGAAUUGAUGCUGAAUUUAAAGUGCUAUCAAAAGAUAUGUCAAAGACACCAAAUGUAGUGAAGGGUACAAAUAAAGAAGGCUUAGUCGCAAUCCUAGAUAGCUUGCAAAAAGAUUUGAUUAUAUGCGAGAAAGCUUUAGCGGAAUAUUUAGAAACUAAACGAUUAGCUUUUCCGAGAUUUUAUUUUGUGUCAUCGGCUGACCUUUUAGAUAUUUUAUCGAAUGGUAAUCAAGCUGAUUUAGUUAUACGGCAUCUUACAAAAUUAUUUGAUUCUAUUGCGAAACUAAAAUUUAUUGAAAGUGAAAAGGCUGGUGAAAAAAUGGCUUCCGGAAUGAUAGCCAAGGAUGGUGAGCUUGUUCCAUUUCACGGUCAAUGUGACUGUACUGGCCCCGUGGAAAUAUGGUUGAAUCGAUUACAAGACAUAAUGCGUUCCACCAUACGCCAAUAUUUUGGAGAAGCAAUCGUGUCGUAUGAAGAAAAAUCUCGUGAACAGUGGCUUUUCGAUUUCAUGGCACAAGUCUCUCUAUGCUGUUCACAAAUUUGGUGGACUUCUGAAGUAAAUAUUGCCUUUGGAAGAUUAGAAGAGGGUUACGAUAAUGCCUUAAAGGAUUAUUAUAAAAAGCAAUUAUCCCAACUGAGUACAUUAAUCACGUUACUUAUUGGUGAACUCAGCAAACAAGAUCGACAAAAAAUCAUGACAAUUUGCACUAUUGAUGUCCACUCAAGAGAUGUCGUUAGCAAAUUAAUACAAGGAAAAGUAGAAGCUGGUUCAGCGUUCCAAUGGCAGUCUCAGCUUAGACACAGAUGGGAUGAAAAAGAAAUGCAUUGUUUUGCAAAUAUUUGCGAUGCUCAGUUCAGGUAUAGCUAUGAGUAUUUGGGAAAUACACCACGACUGGUAAUAACUCCUCUUACUGAUCGAUGCUACAUUACAUUGACACAGUCUUUGCAUUUGAUCAUGGGAGGAGGUCCCGCGGGACCAGCUGGUACGGGGAAAACGGAGACUACUAAAGAUCUGGGUAGAGCUUUGGGUAUAAUGGUGUACGUAUUUAAUUGUUCGGAGCAAAUGGAUUAUCAGUCUUGUGGCAAUAUUUACAAAGGCUUAGCACAAACCGGCGCUUGGGGAUGUUUUGAUGAAUUUAACAGGAUUUCUGUUGAAGUACUUUCGGUUGUGGCUGUUCAAGUCAAAUCUGUUCAAGACGCUAUAAGAGAUAAAAAAGAAAAAUUUAAUUUCAUGGGCGAGAUUAUUGUAUUGGUGCCUACAGUGGGUAUAUUCAUUACUAUGAACCCGGGUUACGCGGGUAGGACGGAAUUACCUGAAAAUUUGAAAGCUCUAUUCAGGCCGUGUGCGAUGGUUGUACCGGAUUUUGAAUUAAUUUGUGAAAUUAUGUUGGUAGCGGAAGGAUUUCAAGAUGCAAAGAUUUUAGCAAGAAAAUUUAUAACUUUAUAUACUCUAUGCAAAGAAUUAUUGUCUAAACAAGAUCAUUAUGAUUGGGGAUUAAGAGCCAUUAAAUCCGUUUUAGUUGUUGCUGGUUCAUUAAAGAGAGGUGAUCCUGGCAGACCAGAAGAGGAAGUGUUAAUGAGAACUUUACGUGACUUUAACAUACCAAAAAUAGUAACAGAUGAUAUGCCUGUGUUUAUGGGUUUGAUCGGUGAUUUGUUUCCUGCUCUAGAAGUGCCGAGAAAACGAGAUUUGGAAUUCGAAAGAACUGUCAAACAAGCUGCUAUGGAUCUUCUCUUACAGCCAGAAGAUAAUUUUAUUCUAAAAGUUGUCCAAUUAGAAGAAUUACUUGAAGUGCGCCACUCAGUGUUUAUAGUAGGUAAUGCUGGUACAGGAAAAACUCAAGUUUGGAAAACCCUUUUUAAAACUUAUCAAAACAUGAAAAAGAAGCCCAUAUAUAAUGAUUUAAAUCCCAAAGCAGUAACUAACGAUGAAUUAUUUGGCAUUAUUAAUCCUGCAACAAGAGAAUGGAAGGAUGGGUUGUUUUCAGUAAUCAUGAGAGAUCAAGCAAAUAUUGUUGGCGAAAAUCCAAAAUGGAUUCUUUUAGAUGGUGAUAUUGAUCCUAUGUGGAUUGAGUCUCUAAAUACUGUGAUGGAUGACAAUAAAAUAUUGACUUUAGCAAGUAACGAAAGAAUAGCACUUACACCGAGUAUGAGAUUGAUGUUUGAAAUUUCUAAUUUACGUACUGCGACUCCUGCUACUGUAUCUAGAGCUGGUAUUUUAUAUAUUAAUCCACAAGAUUUAGGGUGGAAUCCUUAUGUAACGAGUUGGGUUGAAACUAGAAAAAUACCAGCAGAGAAAUCGAAUUUAGUCAUUCUCUUCGACAAGUACAUACCUCCUUGCUUAGAAAAUAUUAGAAACAGAUUCAAGAAAAUAACACCAAUAGCAGAUAUGGCUCAUAUACAAAUGCUUUGUCAUUUGCUCAGUUGUUUAUUGGUCCCCGAGAAUACGCCCCCUGACUGUCCGAAAGACUGGCAUGACAUUUUUUUUGUAUUUGCCUGUGUUUGGGCGUUCGGAUCUGCCAUGUUUCAAGAUACUAAUGUGGAUUAUAGGAUUGAAUUUUCAAAAUGGUGGCUCAAUGAGUUUAAAUAUGUCAAAUUUCCAACGGGAGGAACAGUAUUUGACUAUUAUAUUGAUCCUGAAACUAAACAAUUUACGCCAUGGACUGAAAAGAUAACUAAAUUCGAGUUGGACAGUGACAUUCCGCUACAAGCUGUACUUGUACCUACGGCUGAAACAAUUAGAGUAAGAUUUUUCUUAGAUUUACUAAUGAAAAAUAAACAUCCAGUUAUGUUAGUCGGUAGUGCUGGUUGUGGGAAAACUGUACUUGUGAAUGAAAAACUUCAAAGUUUAUCAGAAAACUAUGCGAUUCAAUCGGUUCCCUUUAACUUUUACACAACGUCGGAAAUGUUGCAAAAGAUUUUGGAAAAACCAUUAGAAAAGAAGGCUGGUCGCAAUUAUGGUCCGCCUGGAAAUAAAACGCUUAUAUAUUUCAUAGAUGACAUGAAUAUGCCCGAGGUAGAUCCUUAUGGAACUGUCCAGCCUCAUACAAUUAUUCGGCAACAUUUAGAUUAUAAUCAUUGGUACGAUCGAACUAAAUUGACUCUAAAAGACAUACACAAUACGCAAUACGUGUCAUGUAUGAACCCCACAUCUGGCAGUUUCACAAUAAAUCCAAGAUUGCAAAGACAUUUUUGUGUGUUUGCAAUAAGUUUCCCAAAUACAGAUGCUUUGAACAAUAUCUACCAUUCAAUCUUGAGUCAGCAUUUGGUCAACCCGGAACUAAGGAUUGGCGCACAAAUUGCAAAGAUCUCGAAAAAUGUAGUCACAGCUACAAUAGCCCUACAUAAUAAAGUUUCGCAAGUGUUUUUGCCGACUGCCAUCAAGUUCCAUUACAUUUUUAAUUUAAGAGAUUUGUCCAAUGUAUUUCAGGGUUUCUUAUUUAGUACAAAUGAAUGUUUAGUGUAUCCAUCUGAUUUGAUACGUCUUUGGCUUCACGAAACUCACAGAGUCUAUGGCGAUAAGCUGACUGAAGAUAAGGAUAUUGAUGCUUUUCUGAAAAUGCAAGUUGAUCUUUGCAAGAAAAAUUUUGAGGAUAUUGAUGAAGGGGCGGUAUUUGAGCGGCCGAACAUUUACUGUCAUUUUGCUGGAGGUAUCGGUGAACCUAAGUACAUGCCGGUAGCUAGCUGGGAGCAGUUAAACAAACUAUUGACUGAAGCGCUGUCCAGUUAUAAUGAUCUUAUUGCUGCUAUGAAUCUCGUGCUAUUUGAAGAUGCUAUGAUGCAUAUAUGCAGGAUAAGUCGUAUCUUAGAAAGUCCAAGAGGCAGUGCUUUACUAGUAGGCGUGGGGGGUUCUGGUAAACAAUCGUUAUCCCGGCUGGCAGCUUUUAUAUCGAGUUUAGAAGUGGCACAGAUACAAUUAAAAAAAGGAUAUGGAGUUGGUGAUCUAAAGCACGAACUUUCUGGUCUUUACAUUAAAACUGGUCUUAAGAAUGUUGGAAUAAUGUUUCUUAUGACGGAUGCACAAGUGGCCAAUGAACAGUUUUUAGUAUUGAUUAAUGACUUGCUAGCGUCUGGCGAAGUUGGAGAUCUCUUCCCUGACGAUGAUAUAGAAAAUAUCAUCGCUGGUGUAAGAAAUGAGGUUAAAGGGGCAGGUUUGCCUGACACUAGAGAAAUUUGUUGGAAAUUCUUCAUAGAUCGUGUUCGUAAACAAUUAAAAGUUGUUUUAUGUUUCUCCCCUGUUGGAUCGACUCUUCGAGUGAGAUCUAGAAAGUUCCCGGCUUUAAUCAACUGUACGUCCAUUAACUGGUUUCACGAAUGGCCUCAGGAAGCCUUAGUUUCAGUUUCAAUGAGAUUUUUGGAAGAACUACUUGUGUUGCCCAUCACUCUGCGUGAUUCAGUAUCCAGAUUUAUGGCCUACGUACAUACAUCAGUUAACACAAUAUCAAAGGCAUAUUUAGCAAAUGAAAGAAGAUAUAAUUACACUACACCCAAAAGUUAUUUGGAACAAAUAAGCUUAUAUGCAAAAUUGGUUAAUCAGAAGACUGAUGAGUUACGCGCUAAAAUCGUUAGAUUGGAAAAUGGUUUAGAGAAGUUAAGAGGCACAGCAUCCCAAGUAGAUGAACUUAAAGCGAAGUUGGCAUUACAAGAAAUAGAGUUACAACAGAAGAAUGAAGCAGCUGACAAGCUUAUUGAAAUGGUUGGAGUUGAGACUGCUAAAGUACAAAGCGAAAAAGCGUUAGCCGAUGAGGAAGAAGAAAAAGUAGCAGUUAUAGCUGAAGAAGUAUCAAAAAAGCAGAAGGACUGUGAGGAAGAUUUAAUUAAAGCAGAGCCAGCACUAGUCGCCGCUCAGGAGGCGUUGAACACUUUAAAUAAAGCUAAUCUGACAGAGUUAAAGUCGUUCGGAUCUCCUCCCGGGGCCGUGACCAAUGUGACUGCCGCCGUCAUGGUGUUGUUGGCGCCCGGUGGCAAGAUACCCAAGGAUAGAAGUUGGAAAUCUGCUAAAAUGACGAUGGCCAAAGUGGAUGUAUUUUUGGAGGCUCUUAUUAAUUACGAUAAAGAAAAUAUUCAUCCGGAUGUCAUCAAAGCUAUACAACCUUAUCUGAAGGAUUCGGAGUUUGAACCAGGUAAUUUUGAUUUUUUUUCGUUGGUUUAUUUAUCGUUGUUUACGUUU
Brenthis ino (lesser marbled fritillary) is the source of this 9792-nucleotide messenger RNA. Lineage: Eukaryota; Metazoa; Arthropoda; Insecta; Lepidoptera; Nymphalidae. The record is from the annotation of a GenBank genome assembly.